ACAUCAAGGGGUGUGAAUACUUUGAGGGCACGGUAGUUGUUUCACUAACUCACCUGACUACUGUGCAAGCUGUUGUCAACCAUCACAACACACACCCACACACAGUCACACAUAUACCUGACUAGCUGGAAGUACCUUCUUUGGCAGUGGUGACAGCAGCUUUGUACGACAGUCUUUGUAGGACAGUCACAAACUUAUUUCAUUCUUUCAACUCCAUUGCAGAAGAAAGAUAUACGGGCUUCUGGUAGGAGAAAAUGAUGGCUGAGGCGGGAGUCCUGGAGAUGUUUUCGGAGCAGGAGCUGACCUGCUCCAUCUGCUUAGACCUGUUCAACGACCCAGUGUCGACGCCCUGCGGACACAACUUUUGCCAGGGUUGCAUCGGAGGCUACUGGGCCUCCAGCACCACCUGCACCUGCCCGCUCUGCAAGCAUGAGUUCCCCGAGCGGCCUCAGCUCAACAUCAACCGAGUCUUCGCCCAUAUUGCUGAGAAAUACAAAGAAGCUCACUACGGCACAGGAAAGCUGCACAUGUCGGACGUGAAGACACCGGGAGCCAUGGCCAACAGCAACCCAUUCCUGGAGGAGAUGAUCAAAUGUGAUGUGUGUACAGGGAAAAAACAAGAUGCGGUCAGCUCGUGUUUGACCUGCACGGCAUCCUACUGCGAGGCCCAUGUGCAGCCUCACCUGAACACGCCCUUCUAUGCCAACCACCAGCUCCUGGAGCCCCGGGAAGCGCUUCGCGGCCGCACCUGCCCACUGCACCACCGGCUUCUGGAGGUGUACUGCCGCACGGACCAGAUCUGUAUCUGUGCCAUCUGUGUGCUGGAGGAGCACCGCACACACCGCACCGUGUCCGUGCAGACAGAGCGAGUCAACAAACAGAAACUCAUUGGAAAGACGGAACUGGAGAUUCAGAACCGGAUUGAGGGGAAGCACCUCCGUCUGAAUGAGCUCAAGAGCCGACUGGAGACCGUCAGGAACUAUGCACGGGGUGAGCUGUCGCAGGUGGAGCAGUUGCUGGGGGAGCUGAGUCGCUCAGUGGACAGGAUCCGUGAAGAGCUGGUGGGCGGGAUGGAGGAGAAGCGGGCGUCAGUGGAAACACGGGGGGAGGGGCUAGUGACCCGUUUGGAGGCGGAGCUUGGCCAGCUGGAGGUGCGGCGAUCCAGACUGGAAGCCCAGGCAACGUCUGAGGACCACAUUGGCUUCCUCCAGAGUUUUGAGGAGGCGAGUGCCCCCCUACAGGCAGACUCUGACACCCAGGAGUUGGAUGCCGAUGUGUCGCUGCAUUUCUCUCUGGGGGAUGUGAAGGUGGCUCUGGGGGAAUUGAAGAAGAGUAUGGAUGAGAUCCGCAUGGGGGAGGUGCGCUCCCGAAGCUCCCUUACUUCCCUACGGGAGAGCGACAGUAUGAUGAGUGUACAGACACUACGGACCACUAAGAGUCAGUGGUCUCUACGAGAUCUAAAAAAGAUCAAAUCUGGAUCAGGGCUGAAGAAGAUCCAGUCUUAUUUAGAGGAUGUGACGCUAAACCCGGUGACGGCGUACCCCUUCCUCAUCCUCUCUGACGACAGGAAGCAGGUAAAGAGAGGAGAGAAACUGCAGUUCUACAGGAACAGCACACAACGCUUCGACGUCUGGUCUUGCGUGCUGGCCAAAGAGGGCUUCAACUCGGGGCGACACUACUGGGAGGUGAAUGUGGGUGAGAAUAAAGACUGGAAGGUGGGCGUGGUGCGGGAGUCAGCCCAGAGGAAAGGGCUGUUUGACAUGAGCCCUAAUAGUGGUUACUACGCCCUCUGGUGGGGGGGCACCCACCUGCGUGCCCUCACUAUCCCGGCCCUCACCAAGGUUAAGACUUCGGUGCGCCUCCGCAGAGUGGGCAUCUACCUGGACUGUGAGGAGGGUCAGGUGACCUUCUACAAUGUCAAGACUGGCUCGGAGGUGUACAGCUUCAGCGUGGCCGAGUUCUCUGAGAGGAUGUUUCCUCUACUGGGCACUGGGGACAGGGAGGUGCCCCUGGCUCUCAUGAUCACACAGUGUGGCAGCGUGCCCGAGUGAGAGGAUAGUGAGAAUGAAUGGUGAGAUGACAUGAAAGUGUGUGCAUGUAUAGAAAAUGAUGAAAGUGAAAAUGUGUUUUAGGGUGAAUUUGCUUGAGGAUUAAAGUGUGGUUAGCUUGGAUUAGUCAGUGGGAAAGUGAGUGCAAGUUUGAGUGGAUGAUGAACAUAUUGGUGAAAAUAUUUUAGGUUGAAUGUGCUUGAAGAUGAGUGUGAGAUGAGGUAUGUGAGACGGAGGGAGGGGACAAAGAGAAAUGGAGUCGUCUGGGGUGAAAAUAAGAUGGAGAGAAAUCUCAUCUCUACAUUUUGCCUGCAACCUCCAAUUCAGCUGUUGGCAUUGUCCAGUACCCACUGAACAUUUGACUCAUUGCACACACACUGGUUCACAAUGCACUGAAAGGCAGGUGAUGGGGCAAAACACUUGUGUGGCAUCUUGGAAUUACUUCAUGGUCAGGAAUCAGUAUUGAUAUCUGAAAUCACAAUGGUACACUUGUAUUCUAACCCUCUUCGUUGUCACAAUUUUCUAAUAUUUGUGUCAAAAUGGCUUCAGUCUAAGGUUCUUAUUUAUCUUGGUGGAUAGGUCCUGUUGAGGAUAUCUUGUAUUGUUCAAGGUUGUUUCACACUAACUCAGGGUU
This is a messenger RNA of Salvelinus sp. IW2-2015, 2682 nucleotides long. RefSeq names its product E3 ubiquitin-protein ligase TRIM39. The record is from RefSeq and is a predicted model, not a curated record. Lineage: Eukaryota; Metazoa; Chordata; Actinopteri; Salmoniformes; Salmonidae. Gene Ontology annotation, molecular function: zinc ion binding; protein binding.